UUUAAGAAUGAAAUACUAGGAAAGGAUUUGUGGAUGAACAUCGAAGAUACCAGAAAUAUAUCAAUUAUACGGGAGAAGCAACUAAUAAUUAAACCAGUAUGGAAGGACAUUGACGAAGAAGUAUUAGAAGAGUGGGGAU
This is a messenger RNA of Racocetra persica, 139 nucleotides long. The record is from the annotation of a GenBank genome assembly. Lineage: Eukaryota; Fungi; Glomeromycota; Glomeromycetes; Diversisporales; Gigasporaceae.